Drosophila erecta is the source of this 1272-nucleotide messenger RNA. RefSeq names its product protein angel (gene angel). The transcript has a single exon. Gene Ontology annotation, molecular function: 3'-5'-RNA exonuclease activity. The record is from RefSeq and is a predicted model, not a curated record. Lineage: Eukaryota; Metazoa; Arthropoda; Insecta; Diptera; Drosophilidae. The coding region runs from base 154 to 1212 and encodes 352 amino acids.
AGGAGAGCGCACGGCAAGAAUUGAAAACAGCUGACAGCAGCAGACUUCCCCCUUUCAACCACUCGGAAAUUUAGACGCCAUCCAGAAACACAAGCAAAUAGAGGCUUUCAGGGGACCAGGAGCUCGGGCACAUGGCGAGGCGCACCUGGUGAGAUGUACAAAUCACUGCUGCACAACGUUUCACUCAAGGCGACAUCACGCAUAGUCAGACGCAGCGUGAGCAGCCAAGAGAAAGGCGCCAGCGGGAAACGCAAACCAAAAGCGAAGGCGAUGGAGGCGAGCUACGAUCGGAAUAGGCGAUGGACGCCAGUGGGGGAUCAGGCGGCUGCUGGUCGAAGCACACACAAGUUCAAGGUUGUCUCGUAUAACAUCCUGGCCCAGGAUCUGCUUCUGGAGCACUUUUUCCUGUACGUGGGCAUUCCGCAGGAGUUCCUUACCUGGCAACGUCGCCAGCAAAAUGUUCUCAGGGAACUGAUCAAACUGGAUCCGGAUAUCCUGUGCCUGCAGGAGAUGCAGUUCGAUCACCUGGCAGUGCUCGUUCAAAGACUGUGUAUGGGCAACGGCAAGAAGUUGGCAUACGUGUACAAAAAGAAGACCGGCCAUCGAACGGACGGAUGCGCUAUUGUCUAUGAUUGCUCCAAGUUCGAGUUGCUGGACCACCAAGCCGUGGAGCUGCACGACCAGGCGGUGGCCCUGCUCAAUCGCGACAAUGUGGCUCUGUUUGCCAGGUUCCGAUUCAAGAAGCAGCAGGAGCAGCAGAAGGAGUUCGUGGUGGCCACGACGCACCUGCUGUACAACCCGAAACGGAGCGAUGUGCGAUGCGCCCAGGUGGGAAGAAUUCUGGAGGAGCUGCACUCGUUUUCCACCGACACGCCCAUCGUCCUUACUGGUGACUUCAACAGUCUGCCCGACUCCUCGCCCAUUAAAUUACUCAUUGACAAAAAUGGGGAUGUAGAAUCCGAAGCUAGCGCAGAACAACUGCACUUCCAAAUCAUCGAUUCGGGCGAAGGAACUGCCUCUACAUACCAGAACGACUGGGUCAUCGUGGACUACAUCCUGCGCUCGCUAGGAGCGCGGAGCAGGCACAAGCUCUUGCCCCUCAGCGUCUACUCACUGCCCUCGAUCAAUCGGUGCUUUGCGACGGGACUGAUUCCCAACCACCAUCUCGGGUCAGACCACUACGCCUUGGGUGCAGUAUUCACCGUAGUCUAGUAUUUAACCCUUCACCUUGGACUCUUUAUCUUAGACUCAUCAAUAAAGGUAUGAAAUGAA